This is a messenger RNA of Mesitornis unicolor (brown roatelo), 726 nucleotides long. It is a transcript of the gene FAM204A, whose product is annotated as family with sequence similarity 204, member A. The transcript is spliced from 7 exons. NCBI's taxonomy places the organism in Eukaryota, Metazoa, Chordata, Aves, Mesitornithiformes, Mesitornithidae. The record is from RefSeq and is a predicted model, not a curated record. The coding region runs from base 1 to 726 and encodes 241 amino acids.
AUGUGGAGCGGACUGUUACCUCCAGGGCUGAAUGAAAGUGAUGUUGAAUUAAGUUCUGAUGAUGGAGAUGAAUUGCAUAGUUCCUUUUCAAAGGAAGAUGCAAAAGAAGACACUGAAAGAGUUCAGCUUCCUGAAUCCCAGAAUGGACCUGAAAGUGCUGCCACCAGUGAGCCCGUUGCGAUAUCGGUGACAGAUGGAGAAAAUGAAUCUCAAACAUGCCCUUCUGGAGUUCCUUUACAUAUGUGGAAUAAAUUUUUGGAGCUUCAGAAAAAAAAUCGUGAAAUGAAAACCCAAGAAAAGCAGGAAAACAAAAGGCGAAAAAGAAAGCGGCGCAGAAAAGAAAAAGAGAAGAAGAACGAUGAAGUGACUAAGAGUAGCCAACAGUUGGUAAAUGAAGACAAAUGGAAAGAACUUACCCAGUACUUUGGAAUCAAUGAUAGAUUUGAACCACCUGUGAAUAGCAGAGCUCCACAAAAGUCUGGCCUUGAACUCAGCAUAGAGAAGUCUGUGGCUGAAGGUGACAUUGAUAAGGCUGAGGAGCUGAGUGACAGAUUAGCCACUCGUGAGCUUGGUGUGAAAAUUGCCAAAGCUGCUGCUUGCCGCAACUUUGUGAAAGCCAAGCAAGAAGCAGAGGCUGCCCAAGAAGCUCGAAAGAAAAAGAAGCUUGCUUGGGGAUUUGAAGCCAAGAAAAGAUGGGAAACAAAAAGCAACAUGGGAUACAUGUAA